GAUUUGACCACAGUAAACAAGGUUUUUUUUUUCAGUGGUGGGAUUCGUUGCAUGCUAUAAAGCUGGUUUCUUUCUGUUCUUUCUUCCUAAUUAUCAAAAGGGUUGCACUAGUUUAAUCAAUGCGUAGAGAAAAAUGGGGUGUGGCACGUUUUUUUGUGUCUGGCAGGUUGGACUGAUUGGUAGAAGGUUAUUUUAACCUCUUGGAUGUGAUUUGCGAUAUGUCGAAUUGUUUUUGGUGAUUUGGAUCUUACGAAGAUUGUAAUUCUUUUUAUUUAACUGUGUUGAGGAAGGAGGAAACGAUAGUUGAAGAAGCAACAUUGGGAGUUGGAGGUAGUUGAGGGAUUUUUGAUGUGUUUUGAGUUUCUUAUUGAGUGAAUGGAUUGAAGAAGCUACGCAUAGGGAUAAUGUUGAAGUCAGUGUCAUUUGGACUGUUGUUAACUUGGUUUGUGGUGGUGACAUGUGUGUAUGGAACAGAUGUUCAAAGAUGUAACUGUGAUGAUGAGUGGAGCUUCUGGACUAUUGAUACCAUUCUGGAGUGCCAAAGGGUUGGUGAUUUUCUGAUUGCUGUGGCCUACUUCUCCAUCCCUGUUGAGCUGCUUUACUUUGUUAGUUGCUCAAAUCUCCCAUUCAAAUGGGUCCUCUUUGAGUUCAUUGCUUUCAUUGUACUUUGUGGGAUGACACAUUUGCUGAAUGGGUGGACUUAUGGUCCCCACACUUUUCAACUGAUGGUGGCAAUCACUGUGUUCAAAAUUCUCACUGCCUUGGUGUCAUGUGCCACUGCUCUAACUCUCCUCACUCUGAUCCCUCUGCUGUUGAAAGUGAAGGUUAGGGAGUUUAUGCUGAAGAAAAAGACCUGGGAUCUUGGCAGGGAGGUUGGCUUCAUAAUGAAACAGAAGGAGGCUUCGGUUCAUGUAAGAAUGCUUACUCAAGAGAUUCGAAAGUCCUUGGAUAGGCACAAGAUUCUGUACACCACCUUGGUUGAACUCUCCAAGAUACUUGGUUUGCAAAACUGUGCAAUUUGGAUGCCAAAUGAUGAGAAAACUGAGAUGAACCUUACUCAUGAAUUGAAUGGGAGGAAUGCCAACUGUUCUAUUCUCAUAACUGAUCCUGAUGUUGCCAGAAUCAAGGGGAGUGAUGAAGUGAACGUGAUUGAUUCUGAUUCAGUGCUUGCCACUGCCAGCAGUGGAGAUUCUGGUGUGGCAGGACCAGUUGCUGCAAUCCGAAUGCCAAUGCUUCGGGUUAGCAAUUUCAAAGGGGGAACGCCGGAGCUGAGGCAAACAUGUUAUGCCGUGUUGGUUUUGAUUCUCCCUGUCACUGAGGCUAAAUCAUGGAGCACUCAAGAGCUGGAGAUCAUCAAGGUGGUUGCUGAUCAGGUGGCGGUGGCUCUGUCUCAUGCUGCAAUUCUUGAAGAGUCUCAUAUGAUGAGAGGGAAGUUGGAGGAACAAAAUCGAGCAUUGCAAGUGGAAAAGAUUAAUGCUAUGAGGGCCAACCAGGCCAGAGCAGCAUUUCAGAAAGUGAUGAGUAAUGGAAUGGGAAGGCCUAUGCACUCAAUCUUGGGGCUGCUUUCAGUGAUGCAGGAAGAGAAUUUAAAGCGAGAACAGAAACUCGUUGUGGAUUCUAUGUUCAGAACCAGCACUGUCAUGUCAAACCUGCUGAAUGAUGCCAUGGACUGGUCAUCAAGGGAUGAUGGAAGAUUCCCUUUGGAGAUGAAGCCUUUUGGACUGCAUGCUAUGGUGAAGGAUGCAGCUUGCUUUGCCAGGUUCAUGUGUGUUUAUAGUGGCCUUGGCUUUGUUGUUGAUGCUGAUAAGUCUUUGCCAGACAAUGUUAUAGGUGAGGAAAAGAGGGUCUUCCAAGUGCUUCUGCAUAUGGUUGGGAGUGCAAUAAAUUGUAACCGAGGAGGAGGGGUUCUUGUGCUCCGAGUUUAUGCAGAAACUGGAAGUCAAGGGAGGAGUGACCAGGGUUGGACAAAUUGGAGACCAAGCUCUUCAAAUGGGGAUGUAAAUAUCAGAUUUGAGAUAGGGAUCAAUACUGGUGAUUCUGAAAUGGACAAUCCAGUUCCUUCAGGGCACCUUCCUGGUACAAUGCGUGCUACUGAUACGGUUGAGCAAAGAUUGAGCUUCAGCAUUUGCAAGAGGAUAAUUCAGUUGAUGCAAGGAAACAUAUGGUUUGUACCAAACGGUGAAGGUGAUCCUCAGGUAAUGGCCAUUUCUCUACGGUUUCAAGUGAAGCGAUCUGUUGCUGUGUCCAUGAGUGAAACUGGGGAAAGUUCUGAGGCGUCAAAUUCGAACUCAUUUUUCAGAGGUCUACAAGUGUUGUUGGUGGAGAACGAUGAUGUAAAUAGAGCAGUGACUCAGAAGUUGCUGCAGAAACUAGGGUGCUGUGUGACUUGUGUUUGUUCUGGAAUUGAAUGUCUGAGUGUGAUUGGAGCUGGUGGAUGCUCCUUUCAAGUGAUUGUUUUGGAUCUUCACAUGCCUGAGCUUGAUGGGUUUGAAGUUGCAUCAAGGCUUCGCAAGUUCGGCAGCAGAAACUGGCCGGUGAUUGUGGCCUUGACUGCAAGCACAAAAGAUUUCUGGGAAAAAUGCAUGCAAGUUGGCAUCAAUGGAGUCAUAAGAAAACCGCUUUUGCUGCAUGGAAUUGCCGCUGAACUCAGAAGAAUCCUGUUGCAGGGAAAUACUGUCAUGUGAGGAUUAAGCCCUUGUAACAUGUUAAAAUAUAAACUUUUAUACAAAAUUUUUUUCAGCCA
Molecule: messenger RNA, 2743 nt
Organism: Vigna angularis (adzuki bean)
Lineage: Eukaryota; Viridiplantae; Streptophyta; Magnoliopsida; Fabales; Fabaceae
Product: ethylene receptor 2
Exons: 3
Coding region: 405-2684 (759 amino acids)
Biological process (GO): response to ethylene; phosphorelay signal transduction system
Cellular component (GO): endoplasmic reticulum; endoplasmic reticulum membrane
Molecular function (GO): protein binding; ethylene binding; phosphorelay sensor kinase activity
Source: RefSeq, a predicted model, not a curated record